Messenger RNA from Bactrocera tryoni, 699 nucleotides. RefSeq lists its product as uncharacterized. The transcript has 3 exons. Gene Ontology annotation, molecular function: chitin binding. The coding region runs from base 58 to 603 and encodes 181 amino acids. Gene Ontology annotation, cellular component: extracellular region. The record is from RefSeq and is a predicted model, not a curated record. Lineage: Eukaryota; Metazoa; Arthropoda; Insecta; Diptera; Tephritidae.
GCUCCGUAGCUGGGAUACACACGAACACACAUACAUAUUACCACAUAACUACUACCAAUGGCUAUAAAAACAAAAUCAACAAUGGCAACAAAGAUGACUCAAAAACAGCUAUGUAAACAAGAAGAAGAAGAUCAACAACAGCAACAUCAACAUCAACAAAAACAAAAUUCGAAUUAUUCACAUCGGUUGCAUCUUCAUUUGGGAACAACACCGUUUCAGCUGCAAACCGUUGCAAUUUCAAUGGUUGUUAUUAUUUUUGGAUUACUUUGUACUGCGAUUUGUGUCAGUGGGCAAGUUGACGGCUACACAGCAGGCGUUGAUUAUCCUGCCUAUGAAUCGGUGCCCAAAGGACUUUCAUUCAAAUGCAGAAAUCGGCUGCCAGGUUAUUACGCUGAUACGGAGACGCGUUGUCAGGUCUGGCAUUGGUGCCUGCAUUCGGGUCAUCAAUACUCAUUCAUAUGCCCCAACGGUACUGUUUUCAAUCAAGCUGUACGUGUAUGUGAUUGGUGGACGAAUGUCAAUUGCCCAGUGGCAGAACAAUUGUACAAAAACAACGAUGAACUAUACCGUACCACCGAACCAAAUCCCGAACAGAACCUCUGAUAUAAGGCCACUCAAGCCAUAAAUCAAACCAGUUUAUUGAGCCAGCCAAAGCAAAAUUAUCAAUAUCAGACACAGCAGCAGCAGCAGCAAGCGAAA